Quercus lobata is the source of this 444-nucleotide messenger RNA. Its product is annotated as NAC domain-containing protein 41-like. Gene Ontology annotation, molecular function: DNA binding. The transcript is spliced from 2 exons. The record is from RefSeq and is a predicted model, not a curated record. NCBI's taxonomy places the organism in Eukaryota, Viridiplantae, Streptophyta, Magnoliopsida, Fagales, Fagaceae. Bases 1 to 444 code for a protein of 147 amino acids. Gene Ontology annotation, biological process: regulation of DNA-templated transcription.
AUGGCAGCUGCAUCAUCAUCUUCAUCCUCGUCGACGCUUGAAUGGCCAGGCGGGUUCGUGUUUGAUCCACUAGACGAAGUGCUAGUGAUUCAUUAUCUUCAUCCUAAGGCCACGGAAAUUUCCGACUGUAAAUGCCCUGAAGUAAUCCCUGAGCGCGAUCUUUACGGCACUGAAGAACCAUGGCAGAUUUGGGAGAAGAUGGAAAAAGCUAAUAACUGUAUACGAAACAAAGAAGAGAUGUUCUUCUUCACAAGAUUGAAGAGGGUCUCUUCCAAGUCCAACCGUUGCAAGAGAAACAUCGGCAAAGGUUGUUGGAAAGGCGACGGGCUUAUACCUGCAAUAGAGACACUAUUCCCUACUGUGGAGCAUAGAUACUGCGUGAAACACAUCUACAACAAUUUCAAAGUAGAUCACAAGGGAUUGAAACUGAAAGAUGCACUGUGA